Molecule: messenger RNA, 699 nt
Organism: Phytophthora infestans T30-4
Lineage: Eukaryota; Oomycota; Peronosporomycetes; Peronosporales; Peronosporaceae
Exons: 2
Coding region: 1-699 (232 amino acids)
Source: RefSeq, a predicted model, not a curated record
AUGGUUGGGCGUAUAAUGUGGAAUGUGGGUGCGGGUCUGGUGCAUCGAGCGCUGAACAAAUCGCGCAUCCACCCAGGUAUGGGCAUCACGUAUCCGUCAGUUUGGCGAGCGCGACCUGGCUUCCUGGACUGCGACAUUAACCUGCAUCUGAACAAUGCGUCGUACCUCUCCAAUAUGGAGCUGGCGCGAUGGCACUUUUGCGCGGUGACCGGAAUUCUAGGCAACGUAGCUCGCCACCGCCGAGCGUUACAGGUAGCCUCGCAAGCCGUCCGCUUCCGACACCCGAUUCCACCAUUCCGACCGUACGAGAUUCAGUCGCAACUCGUGUUCGCUGACGUCGAGUGGAUGUAUUUCUUGCACAAAUUUCAAUGCCCCACCACGGGAAAAUUGUAUGCCGAGGGCCUGUGUCGCGCCAGUUGCAGGCAGGAUGAGGAGAAAGUGUCCGCAGCCAAGUUAUACGCCGAGGUUUUCCGAGGCGAUGUCGAGCUGAGCGAACUGCCUAAGGACAUGCCUGAAGUGGUCGCGCAACUGCUAAAAUGGGACUCCUCCCAACGCAUCACGCUGGAAGCGAAACCAGAGGCGGUACAGCGCCAGAACGAGACGGUCAUGCCGUCCGCCUUGGCGCUGACCUCGGGCGACAGCAAUCUGUUCAAGAAAUUGCUGGCACGUGCAACAUCCUCUUGGAAUUUGCCAGUGUAA